Messenger RNA from Scleropages formosus (Asian bonytongue), 2193 nucleotides. It is a transcript of the gene gpr143, whose product is annotated as G protein-coupled receptor 143. Gene Ontology annotation, molecular function: L-DOPA binding; L-tyrosine binding; L-DOPA receptor activity. Gene Ontology annotation, cellular component: plasma membrane; melanosome membrane. The record is from RefSeq and is a predicted model, not a curated record. Lineage: Eukaryota; Metazoa; Chordata; Actinopteri; Osteoglossiformes; Osteoglossidae. The coding region runs from base 248 to 1495 and encodes 415 amino acids. Gene Ontology annotation, biological process: cell surface receptor signaling pathway; melanosome organization; G protein-coupled receptor signaling pathway. The transcript has 9 exons.
GUGUAACUUGCGCGUGUGAAGAACUCUGCGUGUGUGUGCGUGCGCGCGCGCGCAGCCCUUCACGCAACUCAACUGGCAACGGGAUUAGAGCGCAGCACAUGACGCCUCGGUCCCGUGAUCCGCCGAGAGAAGAAAAGAAAAGGAAAUAGGAAGGCGGCGCCGCGGAUUUAAUGGAUGCCUUAAGCAUCUUUAUUGAUCCCUCCGUCUCCGUCUCCUCCCGCCGCUCCCUGCUCGCGCUCCGCGCGUCAUGGCGUCGCCCCGCAUGGAGACCUUCUGCUGUCCGAACCGGGACUCGACCACUGCCUUCGUGCUCGGCUUCCAGCCGCGCGUCUUCAGCGCCCUGUGCGCGUGCAGCGCCGCCGUGAGUCUCGCGCUCGCCGUGCUGCAGGUGCUGCCCAAGCGCAGGGGCAGCCGGCGCCUCGGUCAGUACCCGGUGCCGAAGCCCGCGUCCUCCUCGCGCAUCCUCUUCAUCAUCAGCGUGUGCGACGUGCUCGGCUGCGCAGGCAUCAUCAUGAGGUCCUCCGUAUGGCUGGGCGUGCCGGACCUCAUCAGUGCAAUCUCGGUGCCGGAGAACCCGGACGUGUGGCCCGAGGUGUUCUGCGUGGGCAGCGCGAUGUGGAUCCAGCUGUUCUACAGCGCCUCCUUCUGGUGGACUUUCUGCUACGCCAUCGACGUCUACUUGGUUGUGAAACGGUCAGCUGGCAUCAGCACCAUCGUCUUGUAUCACAUGAUCACGUGGGGUCUGGCCGCCAUGCUGUGCGCCGAGGGCGUCGCCAUGCUCUACUACCCCUCUAUCUCAAGCUGUCAGAACGGGCUGCUCCACGCCGUGCCCCAUUACAUCACGACCUACGCACCCAUGCUGCUGGUUCUUCUCGUGAACCCAGUGCUCUUCUCCAGGACCGUCGCAGCUGUGACGUCGCUGUUAAAAGGCCGCCAGGGAAUCUACACUGAGAACGAGAGGCGGCUGGGAUCCGAGAUUAAAAUGCGAUUCUUCAAAAUCAUGCUGGUUUUCUCAGUGUGUUGGCUGCCCAACCUCGUCAACGAGAGUCUGCUCUUCUACCUGGAGAUGCAGGCAGACCUCACAGCCAGCAAUCUGAAGAACGUAAGGAACGCCGCCCUCAUCACAUGGUUCAUCAUGGGAAUCCUCAAUCCGAUGCAGGGGUUCCUCAACACGCUAGCCUUCCAUGGCUGGACGGGCUUUGACGUGGACUUCAGUGUUCGGCAGCGCAGGGAGGUCGUUUGGGACUCGGCCUCAACUUCUGGAACAGCCGCAGGUGUCUACAGCUCUGUUCUGGGCUCCACGGUGCUCUACCAGGGGCAUGUGCAGGAGGUGAAGAACUCAGCCAGCAAUGGCCAGCAACACCCUGAGACCAUCGGCAUCCUUUCCGAAGGUUCAGAGUCUAGUACAAUUGAAAUCCCCAUUUCCAGUGAGCGGAGAGGCACUGAGGAAGCAGAGGCAGAUGAAGAGUCUUUGGAGAGCCCAGCAAAGCAGUAACUGGAAACAGGCAUUACAGGCCUCCUUUCCUGCAUCCGCUGCACUGUACUUCCACUUCUUGUCCAAGUGUUCCUUUGUAGCUCCACUUCCUGUCUGUGUCCCGUUGUACUUCCUUUCUUCAUGCUCCACUGUGUCCACUUACGAGUGUAAUCGGUUAACUAGUCACGUGAUUCAAUGGUAACUUAGGUGGCUUCCCAUUUCCAACAUUAAUCCUCUUGUGACAAAUACACAAUCUAUAUUUUACAUCAAUAUAUUAGCCAUUUUCUUUCAUAGUCUAUUCGCACAUAAGCCUACCACAAUUAAUAGAUCCAUUAAUAGAUGGAUUAUGCAUAUACAUUAUAUUGAUGAAACUCCCCAAAGGCUACCUCAAAAUAUCGGAAAAAGACCAAGAUAACUGAUGGGAAAGAAUUUUGUAUAAACUCAUUAUAGGGAAGCUCAUUUUCAAUAUGAUAUUUUUCCACAUUAUUUCGAUGUAAAUGUGCUUCUCAUUAAUAUUCAAUUAUUAAAACAUGAUGAGAGGUAAAGGCAUGCAAAAUCCAAACACUGGGGGGCGGUUUACAAUAUGCCACUGCAGUCAACGUGGUAAUACAUGUAUUACAGCUUAGUUUAGAAUGCAAUGGAUGUACACUUGAAAUCUGAUCAUUCAGCUUUGAAUGUGUGGAUUGUGUAGUAAACAUUUUGUACAAAAUAAACAUAGA